Messenger RNA from Phragmites australis (common reed), 639 nucleotides. Its product is annotated as putative lipid-transfer protein DIR1. Gene Ontology annotation, biological process: systemic acquired resistance. The record is from RefSeq and is a predicted model, not a curated record. The transcript has a single exon. The coding region runs from base 91 to 402 and encodes 103 amino acids. Lineage: Eukaryota; Viridiplantae; Streptophyta; Magnoliopsida; Poales; Poaceae. Gene Ontology annotation, molecular function: fatty acid binding.
CACUCUUCUCACAACUCCAAAUCAGCCAAAUAAACGUACAACCAACACCUACCUAACAACUGCCCGCAGCAACAACUUACGCACAAACCCAUGGCAAAGGCGCAGGUAAUGGGUUCGCUGCUGACCAUCGUGGUAGUCCUCGCUGCAUCGGCCGAGGUGGCGCACGGUAUCUGCAACCUGUCCAGCAAUGGCAUCCGGGCGUGCCAGCCCGCGGCAGCGAUCCGCAACCCGACGAACGCGCCGUCGGCCGAGUGCUGCACCGCGCUGGCGGGUACCGACCUGCAGUGCCUGUGCCGUUACAAGGGCGCCGCCGCCGUGUGGGCGAGGAUCUACGGGAUCGACAUCAACCGCGCCAUGGGGUUGCCGGGCAAGUGCGGCCUUGCGUUGCCGGCCAACUGCUGAUCACCAGUGCCGCUGCUUGCAUCGGUGUAUGCACAUCGAGACAUGCAUAUACUAGUAUUAUAUGGCAACGAGAUCAAAUAAACGAAGCACGUAAAACGGUGAAAGACUGGUGUGUCAUUUGAGCUGUGAGUGAGCUGAUUAAUCAGUGCAGAAGUGUAAGAGUUCUAUUGCGUAUUAUGUAAUACUGUCCACUACAAAGCUGGGCUUAAUUAAUAUGAAUAGACAAUCUUGGAUGCA